Amborella trichopoda is the source of this 993-nucleotide messenger RNA. RefSeq names its product peroxidase P7. NCBI's taxonomy places the organism in Eukaryota, Viridiplantae, Streptophyta, Magnoliopsida, Amborellales, Amborellaceae. Gene Ontology annotation, molecular function: heme binding; peroxidase activity. The record is from RefSeq and is a predicted model, not a curated record. Gene Ontology annotation, biological process: hydrogen peroxide catabolic process; response to oxidative stress.
CUGUUACUAUGUGAAGGGCAACAGCUGAGCACCAACUUCUAUGAUUCGAGCUGCCCCGAUGCGCUCUCCACCAUCCCCACCGCCAUUCUCACCGCGAUAUCAGAGGAGACGCGCAUGGGAGCCUCCCUUAUUAACCUCCACUUCAAAGACUGCUUUGUCAAUGGGGGCGAUGCAUCGGUGCUCUUGGACUCGACUUCCUCUUUUGAAAGCGAGAAGGAUGCCAUUCAGAAAAUUGGCUCUGCAAGAGGCUUCGAAGUUAUUGAAAACGCAAAGUCGAAAGUGGAAAGCAUAUGUCUAGGCGUGGUCUCCUGUGCCGACAUCCUCGCAGUUGCAGCUAGAGACUCUUCUGUAGCAAUGGGAGGCCCAUCUUGGGAAGUGAAGUUGGGGCGUAGAGACUCUGCAACCGCAAGAAAGAGAGACGGAGAGAUAGAACUCCCUGUCGUCACCGCUUCCUUGCACGUUCUCCUCUUUCUCUUUGGCAGAAAGGGACUCAUUGCCAAAGACAUGGUGGCUCUCUCCGGUGCACAUACCAUAGGCCAAGCCCAGUGCUUCAAUUUCAGGAACAGAAUUUACAAUCACCCCAACAUCAAUGCUGGAAUUGCUAGCAUAAGACGUCCGCACUGCCCGUUAAAUGGCAACAACUCAGCCCUCUCACCUCUCGAUCUUGAUACUCCCGACAGCUUCGACAACAGCUACUUCCAUAAUUUGAGGCAGAAACAGGGUUUGUUAGAGUCAGAUCAAGUGUUGUUUAAUGGUGGAUCAACUGAUGGCAUAGUGUUGUUUUAUAGUAACAGUCAAAGUGCCUUCUACUCGGACUUUGCGGUGGCUAUGGUGAAGAUGGGGGACAUUGAGCCACUUACUGGAACAGCUGGGCAGAUCAGGGCUAGGUGCUCAGUGCCCCAACGGGCUGGUGCAAGUGGCACAAAUAAUGCUAGCAAUGGGAAGUUCAACUGUUGUUCAUUUGUUGUAGAAGGGGCUUUGCAAUUGUGUUGA